This is a messenger RNA of Phytophthora infestans T30-4, 933 nucleotides long. RefSeq lists its product as uncharacterized. The record is from RefSeq and is a predicted model, not a curated record. NCBI's taxonomy places the organism in Eukaryota, Oomycota, Peronosporomycetes, Peronosporales, Peronosporaceae. The transcript has a single exon. Bases 1 to 933 code for a protein of 310 amino acids.
AUGCUUUUGAUUGUGACGUUGCUGUUGGCUGGCGUCGUAGCUUGCGACCUCGCGAUGGAGAUGAAUAUCUUGUCCAGCAGAUCAGGAAUCCUUUUGUUCAGCAACGUCAGCGACCCAGGCAACUACACCAGCGCCACCACGGGUGUCAAUGAUGUCUCGGAGUCGUCCUGCAGCCCAAACACAGUCAGCUUGAGCCAAAUCGAGUACCAUUCCAGCCAUCGCUACUAUACUCUCCUCAAAGAAGCAGACCUUCAGCCACCAGUCUUCAAGGACAGCCAUCGUGUACUCUGCAAUGACAGCGACGCGCAGGACGUUGGCUUCGCAUACUGUCUACCUAUCACUGGACGCAAAGACUCGCCGUUUUGUUCUGGAGCGGAUCGAAUGGACCUACUAGCGCAACAUUCAGCCAAGACUCGUUGUUACGCCAGUGUGCUACACAUGCUGCUAGUUGAAGUGUAUGAGGGGCUCUACGCGCUCGGUAAAGCGCCACUAAUCGUCUACGGGUCGCUACUCGGUGCUGUGCGUAACGGGUCCAUGAUUCCCUUUACUGAGGACAUAGAUAUCGCAUACAGCGGACAACUUGAUGACUUGGGUCGUGCUCUGGUGGCAAAGGGCUAUCACUUCUUCUUUCUCAACAUUUGGCGUGUCUGCGUGGCCCCAACGCACCCGCUUGCCGCCACACUUUACACUUCAAGACUGCCGAUCGCUCGGAAUUAUUCCGUGCCGUAUCUUGAUCUCUAUGCGAUGGAGAAGGUCAAUGAGACCGAGUGGAGGUUGGAGAAGUACGGAGAUAAGACGCUACCAGUCGAGAAAGUGAAGCCAUUCUCCCAAGUGACAAUCAAUGGACUGCCGUUUGACACUGUGCGCGACCCGCACUAUUUCUUAAAGGAAACGUACGGUGACGACUACAUGGUCCCAAAACCACGGAAGUGA